This is a messenger RNA of Doryrhamphus excisus (bluestripe pipefish), 2194 nucleotides long. RefSeq names its product rac GTPase-activating protein 1. The record is from RefSeq and is a predicted model, not a curated record. Gene Ontology annotation, cellular component: spindle midzone; cleavage furrow; nucleus. Gene Ontology annotation, biological process: Rho protein signal transduction; mitotic cytokinesis; mitotic spindle midzone assembly. Lineage: Eukaryota; Metazoa; Chordata; Actinopteri; Syngnathiformes; Syngnathidae. Gene Ontology annotation, molecular function: GTPase activator activity.
GAGCGUGUAAUUGGAGCUACAUUACAUAGUACGACAUCCUGGUAGUUAGCUAGAGUCUUCUUCAUCUGCCACCGCCGGGGGGAGUCCGAUCCCAGCUUGGACAACAUCGAAGCCCCAUCGUCGUCCUGUGAAAUUCUCCUUUCAGACAUCUUGCGGGGCGAGACUGAACCACAGCCCGGAGUCGGGGAACUGAAGAACUGGGAAGUUGACAGCCGAAGAGCUUGAGCAGUAAAUGAGAAGGAUGGGGGAGUCUCGGCUCAUCGUGGAGGAGCUGUUGGCGCUCUGUCUCCAGCGAAUCGCAAUGGAGGAAAAUGCUAUGAAUACUGAGCUUGAGUUUGUUGAGGUGGUGAAAAACUUGGAGAGCUUCCGGAAAAAGUGUCUGCACUCUGAGCUGGAGCUGAAGAAGUACAAGGAGCUGCUGGUCAAGUCGGAUGUAGCCAAAGCUGCUCUGGAGGUCAAACUCAAACACGCCCGCAACCAGUUGGACGUGGAAAUGAAAAAACGCUACAAGAUGGAAAGCGACUAUCAUUACCUGCAGCGGCAGAUGCAGCUGAUGUGCGACAUCCUGGUACACGACAGCAAAUCCAGUGCGUGUUUAAACGAUGAGCAGAAAUCUCUCUUGGCCACGUUUGACCACAAAGGACCGAAUAUGACUUUGCACCGCAGUAGCAAACGACUGUCUGCGAUCGAUGAGUCGUCCUUCUUGUCUGACAUCAGCUACGAUCGAACAGAUGACGACGUGGACCUGGACACGACUGUGAUUAAACCUCUGAGGUCUCGGGCCGGAGAGCGGAGGCGCUCAUCGAUGGCUCUGACUGUCACUGCUGCGGCGGGAAAGCGAGGGAGAGGCGGGAAUAUUUCUGCAGAGCUACUGGAACGAAAAACUGUGGAGAAGGAAGUGGAGACCAUUGUCAAGGAGUCAGUGGCGACCCCUGACACCGGCGGUCACGUUCACAUGGCGGGUGGCAUCCCGCAAGAGAAAACUGAAGACCCUAUGCCGGACUCUGCUGUUCCUGACACCGGGGCAGACCAAACAUCCGUGUGGUUCCCGUGCGACCCGGAUGAAUCUCAAGUGCAGACGCAGCCGAUCAGAACGGAAAAAUCCCUGAAACACGUUUUUAUCUCUAAAACGGUGAUCCGACCUGAGAUGUGCCUGCCUUGUGGGAAGCGAAUCCGCUUCGGCAAGAUGGCGCUUAAGUGCCGAAACUGCCGUGCUGUUGCUCAUCCGGAGUGCAAACAGAAAUGUAGCAAAAUCUGCUCCGGCCACGCAGGAGGACCCACAGGAAGUGACGUGGGAAACGCUGCCUCGCUGGAGGGUUUCGCUCCUACGAACCACCCCAGAGUUCCCGCGCUCAUCGUGGAGUGUGUGAAGGAGAUCGAGAAACGAGGCCUGCAGGAGCGAGGCCUCUACAGAGUCCCGGGUGGCGAGCGGCAAGUGAAGGAGCUGCGCGAGCGCUUCCUCGGCGGUAAAACGCCGCUUCAGCUUGGUAAAGUUUCAGACAUCCACGUGGUCUGCGGCGUCCUCAAGGACUUCCUGAGGAAGCUGAAAGAACCGCUGGUCACCUUCCAGCUCCACCGCAACUUCAUGGAAGCUUCCGAGAUGAGCGAUGAGCACAGCCCCUCUGCCGCCAUGUUUCAGGUCAUCACGAAGCUGCCGAAGCCCAACCGGGACACGCUGGCCUUCCUGAUGCUUCAUUUCCACAAGGUGAUGAAGAGUCCUCAGUGUCAGAUGGACCAGAAUAAUUUAUCCCGGGUGUUUGGACCAACCCUGGUGGGACACGGCACGUCUGAACCGUCGCCUUUGACCAUCGUGCAGGACACAAACACUCAGGCCAAGGUUGUUUGUCGCUUGCUGUCUCUCCCAAAAGACUACUGGAAGCGUGUUCUCAGUGUCCCGACACCCUCCUCCUCGCAGAAAAGUACCAACCGGGGCGAAGGACACACCGGUUUCUUCAUGCCGCUGACGUCUCCUGAGCUCAACAGCUACCACGCCGUGGCCGGCGCGGCGGGCACCCGAGGUCGCAUCAGAAACUUUGGGAACGCUUUCAUCAGCGGGCGUGCUGAGCCAGGAAAGAGGUUCUUUACGUCGCCCAGCUGACACUUAGCGUUUUUUAUUUAACGUCAUUCAAAAAUGUCAUAAAAAAAUCUGUUUUCUUUGUAACAAUUAGAAAUUAAAUAAAAUAUUAAACCUGUA